This is a messenger RNA of Chrysemys picta bellii (western painted turtle), 2542 nucleotides long. It is a transcript of the gene RPGR, whose product is annotated as retinitis pigmentosa GTPase regulator. Gene Ontology annotation, biological process: visual perception; intraciliary transport; ubiquitin-dependent protein catabolic process. Lineage: Eukaryota; Metazoa; Chordata; Testudines; Emydidae. The record is from RefSeq and is a predicted model, not a curated record. Gene Ontology annotation, molecular function: ubiquitin protein ligase activity. Gene Ontology annotation, cellular component: cytoplasm; Golgi apparatus; photoreceptor outer segment.
CUCCCCAUGGCCGGGCCCCGCCUCCUGUUGCUAGUGGCAGGAGGUUUGUUUACUUCCGGGAUGCCCCAGUGCCGGAGCCCGAGCCGCCAUGGGGGAGGCGGAGGAGCCGGUGCCCGAAUCAGGUGCCGUUUUCACAUUUGGAAAAAGCAAAUUUGCAGAAAAUAUUCCUAGCAAGUUCUGGUUUAAAAAUGACAAGCCUUUGUAUAUGUCAUGUGGAGAUGAACAUACUGCUAUUGUUACAGGAAAUGGUAAACUUUACAUGUUUGGCAGCAAUAACUGGGGCCAGUUAGGACUAGGAACAAAGAAUACUAUCAACAAGCCAACUUGUGUAAAAGCUUUAAAACCAGAAAAAGUUAAACUUGCUGCUUGCGGGAGAAACCACACUUUAGUUUACACAGAACGAGGACAUGUAUAUGCUGCUGGAGGUAACAGUGAAGGGCAGUUGGGAUUAGGUGACACAGAGGAAAGAAGCACGUUUCAUCUCAUUCGUUUUUUUACCAACCAGUACAAGAUCAAACAGCUGGCAGCUGGAUCUUACACAUCAGCAGCACUAACUGAGGAUGGACAGCUUUUCGUGUGGGGUGACAAUUCUGAAGGUCAGAUUGGCCUGGCUGGUGAAACCAGUGUGUGUGUACCUUGGCAAGUGGAUGUUGGAAAGCCUGUUUCCUGGGUCUCCUGUGGAUAUUACCAUUCUGCUUUGGUAACAAGAGAUGGUGAGCUCUACACUUUUGGAGAGCCUGAGAAUGGGAAGCUAGGUUUGUUGCCUGAACAACUGAAAAACAAUAGGGUUCCACAGCCUGUUCCUGGAAUUUUGGAAAGGGUUAAUAAGGUAGCUUGUGGUGGAGGACAUACAGUGGCACUUACAGAAACAGAUGUAUAUACCUUUGGCCUUGGACAAUAUGGGCAACUUGGACAUGGUACAUUUAUUUUUGAAACCUCGGUACCAAAGGCAGUGGAACAUCUGAAGAGGCAUAAAAUAUGUAACAUUGCAUGUGGGGAAAAUCAUACAGCUGUAAUAGCAGACAAUGGCCUUAUGUUUACUUUUGGAGAUGGACGGCAUGGCAAGUUAGGACUUGGAGAAGAGAAUUUUACUAAUCAAUUCAUACCCACCUUAUGUUCUAAUUUCUUGAAGUUUGCAGUCUAUUUGGUUGCUUGUGGUGGCUGUCACAUGCUAGUUUUUGCCACUCCAAGGCCUAAAGGGUCUGAAGAAAUACAUGAAGAUUUACGUGAAAACUGUUUGGCUGCUACUAUCUCUAAACUGGGUGGUGAUUCAUUAGUAACUAACACCUUGCAGAGAACGUUAUCGGCUCGAAUGCGACGGAGAGAGAGGGAAAAAUCUCCAGAACAGUUUUGUCGAAUGGUGCGAACGUUACCUCCAUUGGGAGAAGGCUCCCUAAAACCAACUUUAUGUGCUGCCAGCAACACUGUCCCACUCAGUUUACUCACAACAAACCAUCCUGCUGUAACGGAAGUGAAUACAAAUAAAGCGAUUGAAUCUACUGUGGACUGUAAAACAGAGGAUCGGAAGCAGGAAAAAGAGAAACCUGAAGAAAGUAUCACAGAGGAAGAUUCAGAUAAGGAAAGUGAUGACAGAAGCCUUGGAAACACAACGGAUGUUCUAAAUAUGACACAUAUGAUGAGAUUGAAUCCCAGUGACCAGUCCUUAAAAUUAUCACCAGUUCAAAAACAAAAGGAUCAAAAAAAUUCUGAAGAUGAAGAGACUGAUAAUGAAGAAGAAGAAGAAGAAGAAAUAACAGACAAAGAAGAGGAGGAGGAAGAGGAGGAGGAAGAGGAGGGAGGCAGCAAUGAUGAUGGGAAAGUGCAUGAAAAAGAGGAACAUGACAGUAAAACACCUGAGGGAGAAGGAAGCAAUAACACCACUUCAGAAACUCCAGAGGAAGAGAAGACCCCUCAAGAAGAGAAAAUACUUCAGCAAGAGAGAGAAAAUACCCCCGACACUCAUCCUGAGAACAAUUCUUCAAGGGCAAUUUUGGAAAGUGGUGAUGAUAGAAUAUCUGGAGGAAUACUUGGAAGGACUAAAAAGUUUUCUCUGUUUAAGCGAAAGUCGUUGACAAGUCAGAAAAAUUUACAUAACAGCAAUGAAGGUAAAUCUGAAAAGCCACUCCAAAGUGAAAAGGAUAAAGGAAAGGAAGCAGAUUUAUCUGGUGAUGACAGGAAAGACGAAAACCAAAAUCACACGAGGGAGAAUCCUAAGGAAACCACAACUAACCAGGGCAGAAAGACCAAGUCCUCUACGUGUGUAAUACUGUAAUGCUGUCAGAAUAUAUAUUUGACAGGCUGCAAGCACAUGUUGCAAUUUAUACUUGAAAACAAUUAUGACUUCUUAUUGUUACUGAUGACAGAUUUUUAAAAAAUAAUUAAGUUGUUUGCCUUGGUUUUGGACUUGAAGACCAUGGUUUUGGUAUUUAUUUCUUUUGAUAAUUUUAGUAAUUGAAACUGAUGAGCUUAUCAGAAUGUUACUGAAGUGUUGUGGCCUUAACUGUUCAGUGUUGUAAUAAAAAUAUAUUUUUGUAUGUGAAAA